This is a messenger RNA of Schistocerca serialis cubense, 786 nucleotides long. RefSeq lists its product as uncharacterized. Gene Ontology annotation, molecular function: odorant binding; olfactory receptor activity. The record is from RefSeq and is a predicted model, not a curated record. The transcript is spliced from 5 exons. NCBI's taxonomy places the organism in Eukaryota, Metazoa, Arthropoda, Insecta, Orthoptera, Acrididae. Gene Ontology annotation, cellular component: plasma membrane. Gene Ontology annotation, biological process: detection of chemical stimulus involved in sensory perception of smell; sensory perception of smell. Bases 43 to 714 code for a protein of 223 amino acids.
GACUGGUUCGUGGCGCAGUCCCCACUACGUGGCCUGGGUCCCAUGCGGUCACGGCUGCUGCUGUCGCGGCUGCUACUGGCUGCGUUUGCACUGAGCGCGCCACCUGCAGUGUUCUUGUGGGCUGCCUACCCCCUGAUGGCGGAGGGCCGUGAGCUGCUCGCACCUGCACUCUUCCCCUUCAGCAUCGACUCUCCUCUCGUCUACUAUGCUGUCUACGUUUACCAGUGCACCUGCCUUAUACUCAGUGCCUACAUCGUUUUGACGACAGACAUGCUGAUGGCGACCAUGAUCCACCUGUCGUCGGGCCAGUUCGCCGUGCUGUCGGACAUGGUGCGCUGCUCCGGGAGGCUGGCCGUGGACCGCCGCGGCGCUCGCCAGCCGGAGGUGCCCACCAUGGAAGCUGCCCUCGCCUACUGCGUCCAGUUCCACGAGCGACUGCUGCGCCUGGUCGCCGACCUCGAAAGCGUCAACUGGUUCAGCAUGGCCUUCAACUUCGGUGUACAAUUAGUCAUCUUGAGUUUUCUGGCGUACGAAGCACUUACGUCCACAGAAGCAGAGGACGUGUCCAAAACCGUGAAGAAUGUCACCUACCUGGCCGUCGCCGUCAUGCAGCUGUUCCUCCUAUGCAGCAGCAGCGACGACCUCAUGGCUGCAACGCUGACAAAGGCCUUCUCUUACUUCACAGUCCUGCGACAGAUCAAGGGCACCAGCUAGAUGCCAACAGAUCAAGGGCACCAGCUAGUUGCCAACAGAUCACGAGCAGCAGCUAGAUGCCAACAGAUCAAG